AUGAUAGAAGACAAAGGACCAAGAGUGACAGACUACUUUGUCGUGGCAGGUCUCACUGAUACAUCUACUCUUUUGGAUCAAGAAAUAAAUCGUUUAGAUACUAAGUCAACUGGACCUAAAGCUCCAAUUACAGAUAUUGCAGUUAUUAUUAAAUCAGCCGGGGAAACAGUACCUGAAGGUUACACCUGUGUUGAAAACACUCCAUCAGCUCUCCAAGCAAACUUGAACUAUGGAAGUCUGAAAAGCCCAGAACUUUUCCUCUGUUAUAAGAGAGGGAGAGAUAAACCACCCCUUACAGAUAUUGGAGUUUUAUAUGAAGGGAAAGAACGGCUUAUUCCAGGAUGUGAAGUGAUCCAAGCCACGCCCUAUGGUCGCUGUGCCAAUGUCAACAAUAGUUCAACUACUUCACAAAGAAUCUUUAUCACUUAUCGAAGGGCUCCUCCAAUCCGACCCCAGAAUUCCUUGGCUGUAACUGAUAUCUGUGUGAUUGUAACCAGUAAAGGAGAAACCCCUCCUCAUACCUUCUGCAAAGUUGACAAAAACUUAAAUUGUGGAAUGUGGGGUUCCAGUGUGUUUCUUUGUUAUAAGAAGUCGGUGCCUGCUUCAAAUGCAAUAGCAUAUAAAGCUGGCUUAAUUUUUAGAUAUCCAGAAGAUGACUAUGAGUCAUUUCCACUCUCAGAAUCUGUACCUCUCUUCUGCCUUCCAAUGGGAGCCACUAUUGAAUGCUGGGAUACUCAAACCAAAUAUCCACUUCCAGUUUUUUCAACUUUUGUCCUGACAGGUUCUUCAGCUGAAAAGGUAUAUGGAGCUGCCAUCCAGUUUUAUGAACCUUACUCUCGGGAACUUCUAACAGAGAAACAGCUAAUGCAGCUGGGCCUCUUGACACCUGUGGAGAGAAAAAUGGUCUCCAAAUCCAUCAAUUCAAACAAAUGCAUUUGUUUACUCUCACACUGGCCUUUUUUUGAAGCUUUUAGAAAAUUUCUUAUGUUUAUCUACAAACUUUCUGUGUCUGGACCACAUCCUCUUCCCAUCGAAAAGCACAUUUCACAUUUUAUGCAAAAUAUCCCUUUUCCUUCACCACAAAGACCAAGAAUCCUUGUACAGCUGUCAGUCCACGAUGCACUAAUAUUAUCACAGCCAGUUUCUACACCUUUACCACUAAGUGGAGCAAACUUUAGCACCUUGCUAAUGAAUCUGGGUCCUGAGAAUUGUGCAACUCUGCUGCUCUUUGUUUUACUUGAGAGCAAGAUUCUGCUUCAUUCUCUUAGGCCAGCUGUGUUGACAGGGGUAGCUGAAGCCGUGGUAGCCAUGAUCUUUCCAUUUCAGUGGCAAUGCCCAUAUAUUCCCCUUUGUCCUCUUUCACUGGCUGCAGUGCUUAGUGCACCUUUACCAUUUAUAGUUGGAGUUGACUCAAGGUAUUUUGAUCUUCAUGACCCACCACAAGAUGUUGUUUGCAUUGACUUGGAUACGAACAUGUUAUAUAUAUCAGAUGAAAAGAAGAACACGAACUGGAAGCAGCUUCCCAAAAAGCCAUGCAAAAAUCUACUUAGCACCCUAAAGAAAUUGUAUCCCCAGCUAUCUUCAGUUCACCGAAAAACUCAAGAAGGUUCAGCAAUUGAGAUGACGCCAAUUGAAGCAGAUUUCUCCUGGCAAAAGAAGAUGACACAACUUGAGAUGGAAAUUCAGGAAGCAUUUUUGCGUUUUAUGGCAUCUAUUUUAAAAGGAUAUAGAACGUAUCUCAGACCAAUCACUGAGGCUCCCUCAAAUAAAGCCACAGCUGCUGAUUCAUUAUUUGAUCGACAGGGAUUUUUAAAAAGUCGAGAUCGUGCCUAUACAAAAUUCUAUACCCUUUUAUCUAAAACACAGAUUUUUAUUCGCUUCAUUGAAGAUUGCAGUUUUGUAAGUGAUAAAGAUACUGGAUUGGCAUUUUUUGAUGACUGCAUAGAAAAGUUGUUUCCUGAUAAAGUCACAGAGAAAACAGAUAAGGUUGAUUUUGAUUCAGCAGAAGAUACCAAAUUGAUAGAACUAGAUGAUUCACAGAAAAGUGAGCACACUGUUUUUAUAAUGCCACCAGAGCCACCUCCUGAUGAUGGAAAGGACUUGUCACCAAAGUACAGUUACAAAUACUUUCCAAGACUGGAUCUUAAGCUUUUUGACAGACCACAGGAGUUGAAACUUUGUUUUAGUAGACACCCUACUGGGAAUAGCAUUACAAACAGUCCAGCUCUCAUGGCUAAGAGAACUAAACAGGAGAUAAAAACAGCUCAUAAAUUGGCGAAGAGAUGUUAUACAAAUCCACCACAAUGGGCCAAGUGUCUCUUCAGUCAUUGUUACAGUUUAUGGUUUAUUUGUCUCCCAGCCUAUGUUAGAGUUUCUCAUCCUAAGGUCAGAGCACUUCAGCAGGCAUAUGAUGUACUUAUUAAGAUGAGGAAAACAGAUGUGGAUCCACUAGACGAGGUGUGCUAUCGAGUAGUAAUGCAGCUUUGUGGACUUUGGGGUCAUCCUGUGUUAGCAGUGAGAGUCUUAUUUGAAAUGAAAACAGCUAAGAUAAAGCCAAAUGCUAUUACUUAUGGUUAUUAUAAUAAGGUAGUUUUGGAGAGCCCAUGGCCUAGUAGUACUCGUAGUGGUAUCUUCUUAUGGACAAAGGUACGGAAUGUGGUACAUGGCUUGGCACAAUUUAGGCAGCCACUUAGAAAGACCAUGCAGAAGUCACAGGUCUCCUCAAUAUCAGCUCCUCAGAGUGCCACAGGUGGAAGUGAUGGGGACACAGUGAGCCAUGGUAGUGUGGAUAGUUCUAAUGAUGCUAACAAUGGGGAGCACACAGUCUUCGUCAGAGAUUUAAUCAGGCUUGAUUCCAUUGAUAAUCACUCUAGCACAGGUGGUCAGUCUGACCAAGGCUAUGGGUCUAAGGACGAACUUAUAAAGGAUGAUGCAGAAAUUCAUGUGUCUGAGAAACAAAUAGCAAGAGAAUUGAUAACUAAAACAAAAAUGCAAACAGAAGAGGUGUGUGAUGUCUCUGCUAUUGUGGCAAAACGUUCACAACCUAGUCUAGAGCCUCAGAGUCCUACUGAACCUCCUGCAUGGGGCAGCAGUAUUGUGAAAGUUCCAUCUGGUAUAUUUGAUAUCAACAGCAGAAAAAGUAGCUCUGGUAGUACAUCAAAUAUGCUAUUUCCUACUCAAGUUCCAAUUGAAGAUGCAGUCUUUGGUGAAGUUACUAGUCUUAAGAAGAAUGGUGAUAGAGGAGAAAAAAGACAAAAGCAUUUUCCAGAGAGAAGCUGUAGUUUUAGUUCUGAAAGUCGAGCAGGAAUGUUGCUUAAGAAGAGCAGUUUAGAUUUGAAUUCAAGUGAAAUGGCUGUCAUGAUGGGAGCAGAUGCCAAGAUUCUCACAGCAGCAUUGACGGGUCCUAAGACUUCUCCACUUCACAUCACAAGAACCCAUAGCUUUGAGAAUGUUAGCUGUUAUCUAGCUGAUAUGAGGACUCAUGUGUCUGAAGGCACUUGGGAUUCUGAGCACAGAUCAUCUCCAGUGCUAGAGAUGCUUGAGGAAAGCCAAGAGCUUCUAGAGCCUGUGGGUGAUGGUAAUGUAGCUGAAACUACUACAACAAAGGAUACAAAUGAUGGCCUACAGAAUGAUAGUAAUAGUUAUGAGUCCAGAGACUUGAAAGCAGGAUCCAAAGAUACAAUGAAUAAGAGAAGUAGUUUAUAUGGUGUUGCUAAAGCUGUUGAGAGGGAAGAUGUUGAAACUGGACUAGAUCCUUUGUCUAUUUUAGCCACUGAAUGUACAGGAGAAAAAACUCUUGAUUCUGAAGAUAAGAUGUUCUCUCCAGUUAUUGCACGUAAUCUAGCUGAUGAAAUUGAAAGCUACAUGAAUCUAAAAAGUCCCCUGGGUAGUAAAUCUUCUAGUAUGGAAUUACACGGAGAGGGAAAUAGAGAAUCUGGCACUACCACUUCAUUUAUUCACCCUUUAGAGAGGAGGUCAAGCCUACCUUUAGAUCAUGGUCUACUAGCACAGGAAAAUCCUGAAAGUGAAAACAGCUCCCCUGCGGAGUCCAGGUCUAAAACUUUUGCUGGGCGUUUCAAGCAGCAAACUCCCUCUCGAACUCAUAAAGAACGUUCAACUUCUUUAUCAGCACUGGUGCGUUCUUCACCACAUGGCUCACUGGGCUCUGUAGUAAAUUCUUUGUCAGGACUAAAGCUGGAUAAUAUACUCUCAGGGCCUAAGAUAGAUGUCCUCAAAUCUAGUAUGAAACAAGCAGCGACAGUAGCCAGUAAGAUGUGGGGAGCCGUAGCAUCUGCCUACAACUACUCAGAUGAUGAGGAAGAAACAAAUAGAGAUUACAGUUUUCCAGCGGGCUUAGAAGACCAUAUUUUGGGGGAGAAUGUGUCACCUAACACGAGUAUCUCAGGUUUGGUCCCCAGUGAACUUACCCAGAGCAACACAAGCCUUGGCAGUAGCAGCAGCAGUGGAGAUGUAGGAAAACUGCAUUAUUCAUCAGGUGAAGUCCCAUUUCCUAGAGGCAUGAAAGGACAGGACUUUGAAAAAUCAGACCAUGGUUCUUCUCAGAAUACCAGCAUGUCUAGCAUCUAUCAGAAUUGUGCAAUGGAGGUUUUGAUGUCAAGUUGUUCACAGUGUAGAGCUUGUGGAGCUUUAGUUUAUGAUGAAGAAAUUAUGGCUGGAUGGACGGCAGAUGAUUCAAAUUUGAAUACAACCUGUCCAUUCUGUAGAAGCAACUUCUUGCCUCUUCUCAAUAUAGAAUUUAAAGACUUGAGAGGCUCUGCAAGUUUUUUCAUGAAACCAAGUACCUCUGGUGACAGUUUACAAAGUGGCAGUAUUCCAUUGGCAAGUGAACCCUUGGAACACAAACCUGUAUCGAGUUUAGUAGAAACUGACUUGAUCAACUUUAUGGAUUUUCCAAAACAUAACCAGACCAUAACUGAAGAAACAAGCUCUGCAGUUGAACCAAGUGAUGAAAUACAGAAACCCAGUGGAGAUGUCCAAACUAUGAAAAUUUCAUCUGUACCUAAUAGUUUACCAAAGCGAAAUGUAUCUUUGACUCGAAGUCACAGUGUCGGAGGCCCCUUGCAAAAUAUUGACUUUUCCCAGCGGCCAUUUCAUGGCAUUUCAACAGUUAGUCUUCCGAACAGUCUGCAGGAAGUCGUGGAUCCUUUAGGAAAAAGGCCCAAUCCUCCCCCUGUUUCUGUGCCCUACUUGAGUCCUCUAGUGCUUCGUAAAGAACUUGAAUCUUUGCUAGAAAAUGAAGGUGAUCAGGUGAUUCAUACAUCCUCUUUCAUCAAUCAACAUCCUAUCAUUUUCUGGAACCUCGUUUGGUAUUUCCGACGUUUGGACCUUCCUAGUAACUUGCCAGGACUUAUCCUUACAUCUGAACAUUGUAAUGAAGGUGUACAGCUUCCUCUGUCAUCUCUGUCCCAGGAUAGCAAACUUGUGUAUAUUCAGCUAUUAUGGGAUAACAUCAACCUUCAUCAGGAACCAGGAGAACCUCUGUAUGUCUCAUGGAGGAAUUUUAAUUCUGAGAAGAAAUUGUCUCUCCUGUCAGAGGAACAGCAAGCAACAAGCACCUUAGUAGAAAUCAUCAGGCAGAGUAUUCAGCAUAAUGAUGUUCUUAAACCCAUCAACCUACUUUCAGAGCAAAUGAAGCCAGAUAUGAAAAGACAAAGGAGUUUAUACAGAGAAAUCCUUUUCUUAUCAUUAGUGUCUCUUGGAAGAGAGAAUAUUGAUAUUGAGGCUUUUGACAAUGAAUAUGGACUUGCAUACAAUAGUCUAUCUUCAGAGAUACUUGAAAAGUUGCAGAAAAUUGAUGUUCCACCAAGUAUCAGUGUGGAGUGGUGCAGGAAGUGUUUUGGAGCGCCUCUCAUUUAAAGAUGAGAUUUAUUAGAAUUCUGACACACAGCACUGGGGGAAUAGAUUCAGUCUGAAAACAUUCAAGGUUUUUUCCCAAAUCCUAAGUAUUGGUGAAAACUGAAAUGAAGUAACUCUUGGGGACAAUAUGUAACGGAUUGCAAUUCAUACUGAAUCAUCUCAAAAUAUAAAAUGCCAUUAAAAUUCCCCAGGGUUUAUUGAUGUUGAAAGUUUUCAACUCUAGUUAAUUUCUCUGCUUCUGCUGAAAACUGUUUGGAUUUCUCAGUAUUUGUAGUAGUUUGAUAGAAAUAAUGAGAAACCAUAUUCAUCCUAGGCAUUUUGUUUAUAUUUGAAGUUACUGGGUUUGGGGAAUGGCAAAUUAAACUUGCCUAACUCCCAAACAGAUGAAAUAUCUCAACUAUAAGAGCAACUAUUUGUGUAUGUGUGUAUAUGAGUGGGGCUGUGUAGGUAUGUGUAUAUAUACAGCCAUAUUAUAAGUGUGUAUUUAUUAAAGUUCUUAGAUUGCAUGUUGCAAUACAAUUUUCUGAAAGGGGUCUCAUGGACUAUUAAAUGAUUGACUACUACUAAACUCAUCUGUAGUCAUUAAUCUCAAAAUUACCUGAAAGUUUGAUGAAAACUGCCUUCCCUCUGACUUUAAAUUUAAUAUAUAUAUCCUUACCUUUCAUAUAUUAUCAUGCUUUUAAAUGGAUUAUAUAUCUUGAAUAUCCAGUUACUUCCUUCCACACUUUUCCCAGUACCAUGUUAAUUUGCGAAGACUUUAAAAUUGUAAUAAAUGAGCCAGUCAUCAGAUAGUUAAAUUAAAUCGGUUUCCUAAUAAUUUACUUAAUCAAUUGGAAAUGCUUAAAAUGGUAAAGUUUAUGUCUUUGGACCUGAAAUCUUUUUUAGGCACAUAAUGUUGCUAUUGGUCACUUUUUAAAACCUGUGGGAUAAACUUGCACUGUACGCAGAAGUUUUAUUCUUGUAUAAUAUUUAGAUUUAUAUGCUUAUGAGUAAAAAUGUGCAUUUGUAAAUAGUUUUUUUUUAGGUUGAAUCAAUUAAGUCUUAAAACCUUAAAGUUUAUUGAGCUUGUUGCCAGUAGGUUUAAGAAAAUCAUGACUUCACAUGCCUCACUUUGACAUUUUAUCAUGCCUUUUGUUAAAAAUAUUUCUUAGGAACAGUAGUAAGUUUGCCUUAACUUUCUGCAGGGUGUAAAAAGCCAAUGGUUGUAUGUGUGUGUUUACAGUAAUUAUGCAGAUAACUAAAUCCGCUGACACAAAAAAAUUACUUCCAUGUGGUAUAGUUAACAGCACAACUCUCCCUUCUACCUGGUGUAACCUUUAAAAAAUUAUUCUUUCAACAUUUCAUGGUUAAUGUGACUUGUGCAGAAUUCUAGUCUGAAUUUAUUGUGAAAAUACUAAGUGAGAGAACUUGUUAGAAACUUUGUCCAAUUUUCAUUGCCUUUAAAAUGGAUCAUUUGCACUGUCUCAAAAUAUAUAUUUUUGCGACUAAGACUUGGUACUAGUUUUAAUUAACAUUUACUGACCCAACAGAAAGUUUGGAACUAUCUUGCAUAUAAAAAAUUAAAGUUGAAUAAAAUAAAAAAUUCUUAAGUUUGCUA
This is a messenger RNA of Galeopterus variegatus (Sunda flying lemur), 7474 nucleotides long. It is a transcript of the gene DENND4C, whose product is annotated as DENN/MADD domain containing 4C. Gene Ontology annotation, biological process: regulation of Rab protein signal transduction. The transcript has 32 exons. The record is from RefSeq and is a predicted model, not a curated record. The coding region runs from base 1 to 5877 and encodes 1958 amino acids. Lineage: Eukaryota; Metazoa; Chordata; Mammalia; Dermoptera; Cynocephalidae. Gene Ontology annotation, molecular function: protein binding. Gene Ontology annotation, cellular component: cytoplasmic vesicle.